UAAGGGGGAGGGAGGAGCUGUAGAGCAGAGCAGAAGCCUGAGCGUAGGAGAGCCACCCCCAUGCCCAGGGACUGACAUGGCCUUUACAAUGAUAACACAGCUGUUGCUCCUUCUGGUGUGGGGGGCCGCAGUACGGGCAGCCCGGCCGGGGGCUGAGCUUCUCAAUGUCUGCAUGGACGCCAAGCACCACAAGGAAAAGCCAAGCCCGGAAGAGGAGCUGCCUGAACAGUGCAGCCCCUGGAAGAAGAACUCCUGCUGUUCUGUCAGCACCAGCCAGGAAGCCCAUAAGGAUGUUUCCUACCUGUACAGAUUCAACUGGGACCACUGUGGCCCCAUGGAGCCCGCCUGCAAGCGCCACUUCAUCCAGGACACCUGCCUGUAUGAGUGCUCCCCCAACCUGGGGCCCUGGAUCCGGCAGGUGAACCAGAGCUGGCGCAAAGAGCGGGUCCUGAACGUGCCCCUGUGCAAAGAGGACUGUGAGAGCUGGUGGGAAGACUGCCGCACCUCCUACACCUGCAAGAGCAACUGGCACAAGGGCUGGAACUGGACCUCAGGGUUCAAUCAGUGCCCGGUGAAGGACUCCUGCCACCCCUUUCACUUCUACUUCCCCACGCCUGCUGCUCUGUGCAAUGAAAUCUGGAGUCACUCCUACGAAGUCAGCAACUACAGCCGAGGGAGCGGCCGCUGCAUCCAGAUGUGGUUCGAUCCGGCCCAGGGCAACCCCAACGAGGAGGUGGCCAGGUUCUAUGCCGCGGCCAUGAGUGGGGCUGGGCUCCACGGGGUCUGGCCCGCCCUGUUUGGCCUGGCCCUAAUGUCGUUGCUGGCGCUCAGCUGA
Messenger RNA from Pteronotus mesoamericanus, 835 nucleotides. RefSeq names its product folate receptor alpha-like. The transcript is spliced from 5 exons. Lineage: Eukaryota; Metazoa; Chordata; Mammalia; Chiroptera; Mormoopidae. Bases 77 to 835 code for a protein of 252 amino acids. Gene Ontology annotation, molecular function: signaling receptor activity. The record is from RefSeq and is a predicted model, not a curated record. Gene Ontology annotation, cellular component: external side of plasma membrane. Gene Ontology annotation, biological process: sperm-egg recognition; fusion of sperm to egg plasma membrane involved in single fertilization; cell adhesion.